AUGGCCCAGCAGAGGACCGUCCGGGUGUCCCUGGACUCCCCCUCCUAUGCCGUCUGCGUGGUGGGCACGGAAACCUUGGUUGACAUCUAUGGGUCCAUGCCCAGGGGCGCUACCUCCUUUGCUGUUAGCGGGAGCUCUGCUGUGGAGAUCAUCAUGGUCUACAAUCCUGAGGUGAUGAGGAAGCCCACAGACACAUCUCGAUGGCCCCUGGACUCAGAGGUGGAAGUGGUGGUGGCCAUGGAUGCCCCAAGCUCUCAGAUCAAUGAUGCCAAGGUUCGAAUAUCAUAUUAUGGACCCAAUGGAGACUCUGUCCUAGCCCAGGCUGUACUGAUCCUCACUAGUGUUGACAUCUCUCUGGAAGUUGACACAGGCCGUACCGGCGUGGUGCAGAAGAGCAAAGUGGACAAGAAAACGUGGAGCUGGGGCCCCAACGGUCACGGUGCCAUCCUGCUGGUGAACUGCGACCGGGAUGAUCCCAGUUCCCAGGACAUCGACUACAACAAGACCAGUAUACACACCAUGGCAGACUUGCAGGACAUGUCUCUAAUGGUCCUCAGGACAGAAGGCCCGGAAGCCCUCUUUGAUAACCACCAGCUGGUUCUCCACGUCCCCAUGUCAGAUGCUGACAAAGUGGGUGUUUUUCAUGCCACUGGUGGAAACUCUCUCUCCCAGUACAAGCACGUUCUGGGACCUCGAAAGUUGUCUUAUAUCGUGAAACGGGAGCCGGGGGAGAAGGAGACGACUUUCUACGUGGAGGGGUUGGCCUUCCCCGACUCCAACUUCUCUGGCCUGGUCUCCUUCAGUGUCACCCUGCUGGACAUUGCUGAUCAGGAUUUCCUCAAGUCUCCGAUUUUCACCGACUCAGUGGUGUUCCGGGUGGCUCCUUGGAUCAUGACCCCAAACACCCUCACCCCGCUGGAGGUAUUCGUGUGCAGCCUCGAUGACAGUGGUAGCUCCAAUGUCGAGUUUUUGGAGGCUGUGGCCUACUUGGCACUGAAGGCCAAUUGCCAAUUGACCAUCUGUCCCCUGGUGGAAAAUCGGAAUGACCGCUGGAUCCAGGAUGAGAUGGAGUUUGGCUAUGUUGAAGCACCUCACAAAUCCUUCCCUGUCGUCUUUGACUCCCCCAGAAACAGAGGAUUGAAAGACUUCCCCUUUAAAAGGGUCCUGGGUCCAGAUUUCGGUUACGUGACUCGGGAGCCAGAGACCGGGCAAGCCUCCAGCCUCGAUUCCUUCGGCAACCUGGAUGUGAGCCCCCCGGUCAGUGUCCGUGGGAAGGAGUACCCCCUGGGACGGAUCCUCAUCGGCAGCAGCUUCCCCAAGACAGGUGGCCGGCGGAUGGCCAAAAUCAUCCGGAACUUCCUCUACGCGCAGAAGGUCCAGGAGCCCAUAGAGCUGUACUCUGACUGGCUUUCUGUGGGUCAUGUGGAUGAAUUCCUGACCUUUGUCCCUGCCCCCGGCCAAAAGGGUUUCCGGUUACUUCUGGCCAGCCCCAACGCCUGCUUCAAACUGUUCCAAGAGAAGAAGGAUGAGGGCCAUGGAGAUGCCGCCCAGUUUGACGGAUUGAAAAUAGUAAAGAAAGUCACCAUCAAUGAGAUCCUGGAGGAUGAGUCAUUAAGAAGCGACAACCAAUACGUACAGAGCUGCAUCGACUGGAACCGAGAGGUUCUGAAACGGGAACUCGGCCUGAUAGAGCGAGACAUCAUCGACAUCCCGCAGCUCUUUAAGAUCAGCAAUUCCAGUGCAGAGGCAUACUUCCCAGACAUGGUGAACAUGGUGGUCCUCGGAAAGUACCUGGGGAUCCCCAAGCCCUUUGGGCCCAUCAUCAAUGGUCGCUGCUGCCUGGAAGAAAAGGUCCAGUCCCUCCUGGAGCCUCUGGGGCUCAACUGCACCUUCAUCGAUGACUAUUUAUCCUACCACGUGCUGUUGGGCGAGGUCCACUGCGGCACCAAUGUCCGCCGGAAACCCUUCUCCUUCAAGUGGUGGAACAUGAUCCCCUGAGCCGACUCCCCUCCCAGCAUCCUCUCCUUGAGAACAUCCAUGUUGGAGGAGCCCCUCACCAGCACAAAAGACUCGGUAUUCUACAUCCGGGGGCCCGACAAUGCAGCAGGGCUACUCUUUUACUGUAGAAUACCAUAGAUUUAUUUUUCUUUUGAAAGAAAGGACCAACCUGAGAGAUCCAACCUCCAGGAAGUCCAGAAUGGAAUAGAUAGUGUUUUAAUGAAUCUCAAUGUGAAUGACCUUAGUCCCUCCCUCGCACUAGCAUAAAUAUCCCCAGUGGAUUUCUGCGAGGGAUUUUCUGGUUCGUGCAAUCGUACUGGACCUGCUGGAUGCAUUAAAGCUGUCCAGGUACUGGAGGCAACCGGGUGCUUAUCACUGGGCUUGCCUCUUUGGACUCAGGUUGUCCCUUAUAAGGGUUUGGCUUUAAAGGGACCACUCAUCUCCUGCCACCGGCUUCUCUCAGCAUCAGGGUCACAGCCGACUCCUUGGAUUCCAUCACCUCAUUUCAAUCCCUGAGGACAGUCAUGGUUGAUCCCUUUGUCUUCUUGUCUUUCCAAGACAAACAAGGAUGGGGAAACACACAUGCAUUUAAAUGUCCGGAUAAAAAGCCUCCUUAAUACCUAACUCUGUGGGCACUAAGGGCAGCGACUGCAUCCCGCUGGAAAGCCUUCAUUAAAAGUGCACACUGAAAUCGCCAGGGUGAUUGUGCCAUAGCUAAGAGCAGUCGAGAGAAAAGGGAAAAUGACAGUUGAAAGGAUCGAAAUGUCGGAAAGGAGCCAUGUAUGAAUGCCAGGACCCUGGUUUGGUCCUAACCAGCCUGGUUUCCCUUCAUUUCCCCUUUGCCCUACUAAUUUCCCCUGUAAUUUCCCAGCUGCAUUUUGGACAUGAUUGAAGAUGGUCAUUUAUCCAUUUCCAGCCAUCCCAGGCCACCCUGUGUCUUUGGAAGCCUGUGUGAGGAUCAAGUGUUUUGUGUCUGAACUGAGACUCCUGAUUGAAGAUGAAUUGGAUAGUCCAGGUGUACAGGCAAGCCAAUCCGGUCUCAUAGAAAGAAAAAGGUUAUCUCAGAAGGUGGGGUCUAAUUCCUCUAAUUUUCCUUAAUCAUCCUCCUUGGUUAUCAGGCAGUGGGAGGGUGAGUGGCCUUUCUUUCUGUUCCACGAGGACCCUGUCUGUAGUUGGAGUUUGGGUCUCAGUCCCUCCAUGAGUAAAACUUUGUGUCAGACUCUGUAUCCCAUCCCCCGGAGAGUAGAGAGAGCCCUGGAUUUUAAUUGUCUCUGUUCGUGGUGAAAUCAUCCAUGGGCCCCGAGCUGCUCCAAGGCAGAUCAGGCUGCAGCAGGCCCAGCAUGGCUUGCAAAGGGAAGCUCGUCCCUUACUCUCCAAGGCCAGUGCUGUUCCCCCUGAUGGAGGUCUGACCUCUUGGAUGGUCCGGUAGGGGUGCCCCAGGCCUGGAAUUUCCAGACCUUGGGGGACGAUGGGUAGGGAUGAUGAUGGUGGACAUGGCAACACUGACGACAUAGCUAACGACAACAACAUUCUCCUGACACCCAUCGACCUGGCUACUGGUCAUGAAACCACUCUGAUAGAACCUGGUGAGAGAAAUCAACUUCUUCUGGACCAGAGGGCUCAGCUGUUGAUGGAAUCCCACCUGGGAUAAGGGAACGGGGGAUUCUUUGGUUGUGGGGUUGGCCGGCCGAUCCUACAGCUGGCACCUGGAGGAGUGUGGAGUUGUGGGUGCAGUGUGGGUAUUCCGGGAAAGCCGCCUUCCCCCGCCCUACCCUCUGGCUCGGUGACUCCCUCUUGUUCUCCAGCGCUGGGAAUAGACUGGGGGUCACAUGACCAACCUCUCUGUAAUUGCUGCUGAUUGGGACCAUCACGGGUCAGGACAGUCUUCUCUGCCAAUGCUGUGAUGGUCUGCCACCAGAUCACCUCCUGGGUGACAAAUAAACAACUGAAACACAG
Tachyglossus aculeatus (Australian echidna) is the source of this 3954-nucleotide messenger RNA. Its product is annotated as protein-arginine deiminase type-1-like. The record is from RefSeq and is a predicted model, not a curated record. Gene Ontology annotation, cellular component: cytoplasm. Gene Ontology annotation, molecular function: protein-arginine deiminase activity; calcium ion binding. Lineage: Eukaryota; Metazoa; Chordata; Mammalia; Monotremata; Tachyglossidae. Bases 1 to 1998 code for a protein of 665 amino acids. The transcript has 16 exons.